Molecule: messenger RNA, 711 nt
Organism: Lathyrus sativus (Indian pea)
Lineage: Eukaryota; Viridiplantae; Streptophyta; Magnoliopsida; Fabales; Fabaceae
Source: the annotation of a GenBank genome assembly
AUGGCGUCUUCAUCUCAGCGCCUCAAAACCGUUGAGUUUCUCCUCAAAUCUUCACAUGAUCUCAAUGUUUCCGCCAUUGUUAAAUACUCAGCAUUCUCCUUCUUCGCCGAUCGCUUCAUUCCCUCAUUACCACCAUACAUAGAACGCGCGAAUUCGUUGAACUGGCUGUUGAAGCCUGUCACUGAAAGCACCUUGCAGCUGUUUGUGCUUAUUUCUCUAUGGAUUUCAAGCAAAAUACAUGAUUCUCGACCGCUCUCUGUUGCAAGUUUGAAAUCUUUGGCGGAUAAAUCAAUCAAGGAACAACACUUCACAACUCGGAAUUUCUUAGAAGCAGAGGUGCUCUUCAUGCAGGUGUUGAGCUUUGAGAUCGGCACAACAAAUAUAGCCUUUUCGUUACUUCAAGAGCUUUGGAUUCAAAUCAAGGGAGUAGCAAAAGUUGGUGAGUUGAUUAGAUUUGAAGUUUGCAUGGAUAUUAUGGAUCUUCUCUAUGAAAAGGAAGAGACAUCAUACUUUUAUAGAACUCCUCACUCCCUUGCUGCAUCAAUCUUGGUUGUAUCAUACUUAAUGACAGUCCCUAAACAGAAAUGGGAGUUCCCAGUUAUUGCAUGGGGUAAGAAAGUGAAUCUAGUAACUUUGGCAACCUCUUGUAAGGAAGAAGAUAUCAUGAAAAUGGUGACGGAGAUUCUCAAACAUGUGAUUGAACCUUCUUGA